Molecule: messenger RNA, 1231 nt
Organism: Lolium rigidum
Lineage: Eukaryota; Viridiplantae; Streptophyta; Magnoliopsida; Poales; Poaceae
Product: protein IRON-RELATED TRANSCRIPTION FACTOR 3-like
Exons: 5
Coding region: 1-1041 (346 amino acids)
Molecular function (GO): protein dimerization activity
Source: RefSeq, a predicted model, not a curated record
AUGGGCGACAAGGAUUUUCCCUUCGGGUCUGCACCGCCGACUCAUCGACGACAGCAAGAGGCGCCGAGGCGUCGUCAGCAGGCGGUGACGCGCGCGCAGCACAACGACGACGACGACCACGACGACGACGCCUACGCCGCCUACGACGAUGAGGAUGACUACAUCGAGGCGCUCGUGUACCACAAUGAGGAGACGUUCCGCGGCGAGAUAUGGUCGCCAUGUUGCCCGCGGAUGCCGACGCCCUCAGCGCCGGAGCCGCCGAGAAGCUCCUCCACGGGUGAGACCUCUUGGAGCCAGAUCUCAUUUUUCUUCUGGGCUUUCAACGGGUUCUUCUCGCCUGUCAGUGAGAGCAAGUGCAAGAAGAAGGCACCGAGGAAGAUCCACAAGGCAGAGAGGGAGAAGCACAAGCGCGAUCUGCUCAAUGAUCUCUUCGGCGAGCUCGGAGACAUGCUAGAAGCGGACAGGCAGAACAGCGGGAAAGCAUGCAUAUUAACUGACACCACUCGGAUACUUCGGGAUCUGCUUUCUCAGUUAGAAUCUCUAAGAAAGGAGAAUACCACCCUGCAGAAUGAAUCUCAUUAUGUUACAAUGGAGAGGAAUGAGCUGCAAGAUGAGAACGGCGUGCUCCGCAACGAAAUCCUAGAGCUACAAAAUGCUCUGGCGACGCCGGUCGCUGGCAAUCCAGGCUGGGACCAUGGCACGGCUGGGUUGCCUCUCCCUGUUCCUCACUCCACAACCACAGAUUUCCCAUCGCAGCAGCCAAUGCAAUCGCCGAUCAUCGCAAGCGCAAUAUUCCCUGCACUGCAGCAGCCAGCACCACCACGGGAACUUAAGCUCUUCCCUGAUGCCGCUUCUGACAUCGAAGGCCCUGAACCAUCGGAAGACCAGGAGCCCCCCAAUCAAGUUGCGCGGCCGCAGGCAAGGUACCCGACAGAGUCAGCCGCUUGGCCUGUAAGCCUUGGCCUCCCGAGGAUGGAAGAUGAACAAUGUAGCAGUAGCACAACCGGCAGUAGUAAGGAAGGCAGCUCAGGUAGUGAUUGAGUUGGAACUGAUCUACUUAAAUCUCAUCUUACAAGAAGAUCGAGUAGAUAAGUUCCAACCAAUCAUGAAGUUUCUCUUUGAACGUAGUGAAUAUACACAGUUGAGCAUGUGCGUGUAAAUACCAGACUCCAUCUUGGAUCAGGGAAUGUUAGCUGAGAUGACACUCUUGUGAGAAUAGUAUCUUUUUCUC